AUGAGCGAUAUUAAAGACAUACAACAAGAUAGUAAUAGUAGUAUUGGUGGUAGUAGUAGUAAUAGUAGUAUAUUAUCAUUAUUAUUAAAAAAAUCAUAUGAAUUUACAAGUAAUCAAAAGCUUAGGUGUUUGGGAUCAGGAUCAUUUGGACGUGUGGUGUUGGUAGAGUACCAAACUACAAAAUAUGCUCUAAAGUACUUUAAAAGAAAGGAAGAUGCAAAGAAAGAGGUGAUGGCAUUGGACUGCAUAUACGAACUGACCGACCUUUCGAAAUGGCAACACAUUGGCCAUACAAACAUUGUACGAUACUAUGGUCAAUGUAAAUACAAUGGAAAAGAGGCAAUCCUUUUAGAAUGGGUUACUCGUGGUAGUUUGUGGGAGACAAUGACGGUACACUAUGCUUCAUUGACAUGUGAUCGUAUCAUUCAUAUUCUUCAAGGUAUUGCACGAGGUGUAUUGGCUUUGCACGAGUUAAACAUGUUUCAUCGGGACUUGAAACCUGGUAAUGUCCUCCUAGACAAUGACUACAAUGCAAAGAUUACUGAUUUUAACACUACCAAAAAAGUACAAGAUGAUAAUAAUACUAAAAAUGUUGGUUCUGAUCUAUUUAUUGCUGAUGAAGUUAGAAGAAGUAGAAGAUAUACAAAGGCAGUGGAUGUAUAUAGUUUUGGAAUGAUAUGUGUAUGCUUUUUAAAUAUAAAACCAUUUGUAAUGAUUAAUGAUACUAAUAACAACAACAACAACAACGAAAUAUACGAUAUUAUAAAUAAUAAUAAUGACAACAAUAACAACAAAUUGAUAGAUUUGAUAAAAAGAUGUAUAUCAAAAGAAGAAGAUAAAAGACCAACAUUUAAAAUGAUAUUGGAUGAUUUAAAAGAUAUCAAAGAGGAUAUAAAUGUUUUGGAUUUUAUGUCAAAUGCUAUCAUUGGAAACAAUGACUUUAUGGAAAUGUAUCAAGCAAGAGGAAAAGUAAAAGAAAUGAAGAUAGAUUCGUGGAGAGUAUCUAUUCCAGUUGAUACUCGACCUUUGGAUCCAUUUAUUUCAAUGCUUGGACAAAAUAAUGUAGUUUUGGUAACUGGUGAGAAGAAAAGUGGAAAAUCAUUCUUUGUUCAUAGGUAUUGGAAAACAAUGACUAAAGAAGGUAAAAAAAUAAUACCAAUCAUAAAUGACGAUUGGAAAUCAAUUAAAUCAAUCAUUGAAUCUGUAAAAAUUGCACACACGGCUACAAGUGACUUGGAAUUGGCAAAUGGUUGUUUAGAAUUAUUUAAAUUGUGCAAGACAUCAAGACACAACUUUAUAUUCAUAUUUAACAAAUUAAAAGAGUUACCUCCUAUUGACAUUUUCCGACAACUGCCAUCUAAUAUAAAGGUGGUAAUAGUAAAGAGAAAGGUCAUGUCUAAUACAACAUGGUUGGAUGAAUUGAAAACGGUAGGAUGUGCAGUUGACCAAUACCAUUUAAACCUUUUAUCAAAAGAGGAAAUAGAAUCAUUUAUUGAAACCAAUCACAAGAACCUACCAAAGAUUCAUCUUACAAUGAGAUAUAUCAUUGGUCCCAAAGUGCUUGGUAGUAUGAUUGAUCUAUUCCAAAAAGAAAAGAGUAAAGGUCGAUUAAUAUCUUUUGAAAAGGUAUUGAUUCAAAAUGAUACAACAACCAUUGGUGCAUCAUUAUCAUCCCUUCACCUACCACCAGAACUUUAG
This is a messenger RNA of Cavenderia fasciculata, 1698 nucleotides long. RefSeq lists its product as uncharacterized. The coding region runs from base 1 to 1698 and encodes 565 amino acids. Gene Ontology annotation, molecular function: ATP binding; protein serine/threonine kinase activity. Gene Ontology annotation, cellular component: cytoplasm; nucleus. NCBI's taxonomy places the organism in Eukaryota, Evosea, Eumycetozoa, Acytosteliales, Cavenderiaceae. The record is from RefSeq and is a predicted model, not a curated record. The transcript is spliced from 2 exons. Gene Ontology annotation, biological process: mitotic DNA damage checkpoint signaling; protein phosphorylation.